Messenger RNA from Saprolegnia diclina VS20, 381 nucleotides. RefSeq lists its product as hypothetical. The transcript has a single exon. The coding region runs from base 1 to 318 and encodes 105 amino acids. Lineage: Eukaryota; Oomycota; Saprolegniomycetes; Saprolegniales; Saprolegniaceae. The record is from RefSeq and is a predicted model, not a curated record.
AUGGCAUCAACGUCGCUGACGACGACGACGCCGACGUGGCGCAACCCCUUCGAGCCCGCGCGUCAGCCGUUCGACAGCGAGAUGGCGCAGCUCCUCGAGAGCAUCCACGCAUGCCACAUCUCGCGCCCGCAGGCCUGCUGGGACGACCUCCUCGUGCAAAUGUCGUCGAUCCGGCUUGUGGCGCCGGCCUUCCAGCACGCUGCGCUUGAGUCGACGCUGUCGCGCUUCACGGGGCUCAGCCUCGCCGACUCACGCCACGUCGUGAGUUUGCACGACUACCAGUAUUUACACGCCAAGCUCAAUACGCUGGCACUCUAACGCUCCUAAUCUACUUUCGGCAUAGAAAGACAAAACACAGCAGAAACACGAUGGGGUUUAGAG